Thunnus maccoyii (southern bluefin tuna) is the source of this 4939-nucleotide messenger RNA. It is a transcript of the gene casd1, whose product is annotated as CAS1 domain containing 1. Gene Ontology annotation, molecular function: N-acetylneuraminate 9-O-acetyltransferase activity. The record is from RefSeq and is a predicted model, not a curated record. NCBI's taxonomy places the organism in Eukaryota, Metazoa, Chordata, Actinopteri, Scombriformes, Scombridae. The coding region runs from base 214 to 2733 and encodes 839 amino acids. Gene Ontology annotation, cellular component: Golgi membrane. The transcript has 18 exons.
CGACACCCACACACCCCCGCACCAGGUAAGCCACACCUAUCUCUCACUUUAAAAGAUAAGUACAACUACAUUCCGCCUACAUUCCUCCUGCUUCCUUGAUUGAAACGCAGAACUUCACUUUAAUAAGAGAAAUUAUCCUACAGGACUGUCAUUGGGUUUAUUUGAACGUGAGACACUCUUGGCCUUAUUUUAAGCUGCGCCUGCCUGCCGGUGAUGGAGAAGGAGGAGGAGGCGGCGGCGGCGGCGGCGGCGGCGCGGCAUGCAGCAGAGCCGGCAGAUGGUGCACCGGGAGGAGCGCCGCCGCCAGACCGCACAGCUGCCUGUUGUCAUGGAGGAGCAAAGAUGGCGGUCCUGGCCUAUAGCCUGGGCAAACGCGAAAUAAAUCAACAUUUUACUAUUAAAAAUGCCAAAUUAAUAUCGUUGGUAGUCGUUAUUUUACUCGUCGUGUUUCACACAGCUUCGCGGUACUAUGGAGGCGGAGACUCAUGUGAAUGGCUGCUAUCCAGAGGACGUUACUUGGGGGAGAAUGUAUGGCAGCCGUAUGGCUGCAUGAUGCACAAAUACAAAAGCAUUGAAGCCCAAACUUGCCUUGCUGAAAAGCGGGUGGCCUUUGUUGGCGAUUCAAGAAUCAGGCAGCUAUUUUACUCCUUCAUCAAAAUUAUUGACCCUGGGCAAAGAGAAGAUGGAAACAAGCACAAGGACAUUUCCUUUGAAGAUGAGAGCUCCUCUUUUAAAGUGGACUUUAUGUGGCACCCAGAGGCAAAUAAUUCAAUGAAAGAGCGCUUGAUGUCAUGGACAUACGAAACUUCAACAAAGCCCGAUGUUGUCAUCCUUGGAGCCGCCACGUGGUCCAUCAAGUUGCACAGUGGCAGCAGCGAGGCCCUGCAGCAGUACAAAGUCAACCUGACAGCUAUUGCUGUUCCUCUGGAGAGGCUGGCUGACCACGGAGAGGUCUACUGGGUCCUGCAAGACCCAGUAAAUGAGGAAGUGUUGAGUGAGAACAGGAAGAUGAUCACCAACCAACAGUUAAAUCUGUACAAUGAAGCAGCGGUGGACGCUCUUAACAGCAGUAAACGUAACAGCAGGUCCCGGGUCAAGCUGCUGGCCGCUUCCCGCCAGGCUGCACUGGAGACUAUCUCCCAGUCGGACGACGGUUUGCAUCUGCCUGAGAGCACAAGGAAUGUGGGAGCCAUGAUCCUCAUGAACUCUGUGUGCAACAAACUGCUGAAGCCCAUCGACGGCUCCUGCUGCCAGACGUUGCCACCCCCCAACCUCCUCCAGAAACUGUCGGCGUGUUUCUUCCUGGGCUCGGCUGUGGUCUUUCUGGUCCUCCACGUGCUUGGCAACAACCGCCACCGCCGACCUGUUCCCCAAGACGUGGAGAGUCUUGAGAAGAAGCCAGCGACUGCAGCUGUGCCCCUGGGUCAAAAGGCACCUUUCCAGGCCCUCUGCAGGAUGGGGAUCAUCAUGGGAUAUUUCUACCUUUGUGACAGAGCAGAUUUGUUCAUGAAAGAGCAGAAGUUCUACACACACUCCACGUUCUUCAUCCCUCUCAUCUAUAUAUUUGUCCUGGGGGUGUUCUACAGUGAGAACAGCAAAGAGACCAAAUUACUCAACCGAGAACAAACAGAUGAGUGGAAGGGCUGGAUGCAGCUCGUCAUACUUAUCUAUCACAUAUCUGGAGCCAGCGCUUUCAUUCCAGUGUACAUGCAUGUGCGUGUGCUGGUGGCAGCGUACCUUUUUCAGACUGGCUACGGACACUUUUCCUUUUUCUGGCUCAAAGGAGACUUUGGACUGUAUAGAGUGUGCCAGGUGCUUUUUCGUCUGAACUUCUUGGUCUUGGUUCUGUGUGUGGUAAUGGACAGACAAUACCAGUUCUAUUACUUUGUCCCAUUAGUCACCUUCUGGUUUGUCAUCAUCUACGCCACGCUGGCUUUGUGGCCUCAGAUUCUCCAGAAGAGAGCAAACACUAGUGGUAUAUGGCACCUUGGGGUCUUGGCGAAGUUACUGGGACUCCUGCUGUUUAUCUGCUUCUUUGCUUAUUCACAGGGUUUCUUUGAGAGUAUCUUCUCCGUCUGGCCCAUCUCCAAGCUUUUUGAAUUGAAUGGAAGCGUCCACGAGUGGUGGUUCAGAUGGAAGCUGGACCGAUUUGCGGUGAUACACGGCAUGUUAUUUGCCUUCAUCUAUCUGGUGCUUCAGAAGCGCCAGGUGCUGUCGGAGGGCAAAGGAGAGGCUCUCUUCUCUGCCAAGAUUUCCAACUUGCUACUCUUCCUCUCUGUCAUCUCCUUCAUAACUUACUCAAUAUGGGCCAGCAGCUGCAAAAACAAAACAGAGUGCAACGAGAUGCAUCCAUACAUCUCUGUGGUGCAGAUUUUGGCCUUCAUUCUAAUCAGGAACAUUCCUGGCUACGCCCGCUCUAUUUAUAGCUCAUUCUUUGCAUGGUUCGGAAAGAUCUCCUUGGAGCUGUUCAUUUGCCAGUACCACAUCUGGCUGGCUGCAGACACCAAGGGAAUUUUGGUCCUGAUACCAGGGAACCCAUCGCUUAACAUCAUGGUCAGCACCUUCAUCUUUGUUUGUGUAGCUCAUGAGAUUUCCCUCAUCACCAAUGACCUGGCCCAGGUGGUCAUCCCCAAGGAGAGCGUUGCCCUGCUGAAGAGACUGGCGGCCAUGGGACUCUUCAGUCUGGUUGUACUGCUGCUGGCCAGGAGCAGCAAGCACACACCCGGUGCCUGAUAGAAACCUCUCGACGGGGGCACAGCAGACUCGCCAAGCCCCCCGCUGAGUUUGAGGUGCAGUGCAGAUCCAAGCCAGGAGCACGCCCGUUGUUUUGAGGCUACUGGUCACAAGUGUUGAGUGACAGCACAUCAACCUGUGGGAGGACAGUGUCUCCCUGCUGGCCAUGUUUGAGCAGACUGUACUUUUUGCCUGCUGUGAAAGUCGCACACUGAAGAAAAAUGCCCAAAAAGUGGAACUCGCUCCUUUUUCGGGGCCAAGUGCAAAUUGCAAGAGAGGAAAAAAAGAACAAAAUGCUCAAAACGUUUACAUUAUCGGAAUUAGAAGAGCAGAGGGGAAACUGGGACUUGGAGUUUUAUUUAAAACAAAUAGAGGGUCCUCUCAUUUUGAGACCUCAUACUUGCUGUGUGAAUUUUUUGCAACGUUGCUUCUUCCCAGCCAAACACACUAGUAAGACGUUAAUUUAGUCACAGUACUUGCUGUCAUUUCUUCACUCUGGGAGGGAACACUAAGCACACACUCCGUCCACAUGGCAGUAGCAGUUGAAGGUGUUUUCACACAGGUGGAUCCAUAAGCGACAUAUUCAGAUAUCUACUCAUUUACAACAAAAUGUUCAAGUGUGCUGCAUUUUAUUAUCAACAUUACUUUGUACAGUAUUUCUGGUGACUUUGAAAUAGUAUUAGAUAUCUAAAUAUGCAAAAUAUGGACCAACAACUGGCUUGGGUGAUCAAAAACUGUCAAGACUAAAUUUAAAAUUUGGAGUGCAAUUGUUAAAAUGUCGGAAUACCCUUCGACAUAUUUUUGCUAAUGUUUUUUGUGAGUAAUUUUAGAAAUGUUUGCCUUGUGCUGAAAGGUCCGUGGUCACCUGCUGUAUCUCUGAAAUUCUAUGUGAUAUGUACAGUAUUUAAUGAUUUAAAUUAAGCUUAUAUUUUAUACAUUCUUUUGGCUUUAUUUUAUACUUUGCGCCCAUGACUGCUGUUUGUGAAGGAAGUAUUACAUAGGAUCAUUUUUGUACCCAUCCCAGCAUCUCAAAGACUUUUACCUGCCUCAAGAGACACAUUGCAGAGGUUGAGCCUUUCACAGUCUGAUGCCCACCUGUCCUAUUAGCAGUCACUUCAUAGUCUGUGUAUAUUUGUAUGAUAAAGUGAGAGACUUAUUUUAUACAGCAAUGCUUCCGCUGUGCUUUUUGUCAUGCCUUGUAGCGCUCCGACAGAAAACGCGCUGGGUUGCACAUACUCUUGUACAGUAGAACUAACAGCUACAAAACGCAUCCUCUCUUUGGUGUCACAGCCAGUAAACUUUUUGGUCAAUACUGUGAUCACAAUACGUGGGUACUGGGUAUCAGGGCCACACUGACAUUUAAAAACGACUACUUGGUAAAGCACUGACUGAGCUAAGAAGACAUAUUACAGUUGCUUAAAUGAAAAUGUUGUAUAUUUUGUCAGUUGACAAAUGGGUAAUGUCUCUACUAUUAACUAUUUAUCCUCACAGACAUUGAAGUACGAUUAGCACUUUGAUGUGUUUCACAAGAGUUAAACAUGGUACGAGUUUCUGUACUUAAGCACAGUUUCAUUGGGUAAAUCAAAUAUUUUGUUAUGGUUACUUGGCAGAUACAAAAAAGUAUAAUAUUGUAAGGUCUGAGCUUUAUUGCAUAUGAAUUUUGAGUUGCAUAUUUCCUCUGUAAUGGGAUAUUAACAGAUUAGGGUGUGAAUCAUUUUCUACAAACUGAUGUAGCUUCUCUUUAAAGGAAAAAAAAAAAAAAAAACAUGGGUCCACAAAAACAUCUUUACAGAAUUAAUUUUAGCUUCACAGUGGAACAAUUUCUGUCAAUUAUCUCAUGAUGUAAAGUUCAGGUUUUGUUCGCAAACUGAACAGCCAAGUAAAUUUGUAAUUUCUAUAACCAGUCAUCACCUCAUUUUGUAGACGCUAAUGGCAUUUCCAUGUUGCAAUUUCCUUUGAUGUGUAAAGUUUACUGAUCCACUUUCUCAUCUUAUUACUGAUCAAAGGUUAUAAAUUUGGUAUUUGUUUCAGGCCUUAAUAGAUCUUUUCGGUCAUGUAAAAGCAACAACUAUUUAUACCCCUGUGCAGGGCCUCUGAAAUAUGUUAUAUGUAAAUAUUUUGUGAUGUCUUAAAAAUGUGAAAUGUAUCCACAUUAUUUAUAAAUGCCUUUAUUCCAUUAUACAUUGUUAAUAAUACCUUCAUAAAA